AUGCCUCAACUUCUUAACAGCAUACUCAAUGUGAGCAAGGUUUUCCAGAACUACGCCGAACAUCAUGGGGUGGGCGCUUCACUGAGCAAGAAGGAACUGAAGCAGCUGCUCCUCAAUGAGUUUGGAGACAUCCUUCGGAGACCAAAUGAUCCAGAGACUGUGGAAACCAUUCUGGAACACUUGGACCGAGACAGAAAUGGAUAUGUUGAUUUUCAUGAAUACCUCCUGCUGGUGUUUCAAUUGGUCCAAGCCUGCCAUCAUAAGCUAGAUAGUAAGCUGUGUGGAGCUAGAACCUCCUCCCAGAAAGAACAUGGUCAGGAAGGAACACAGGGCAGACUACAUAGGCAGAGGCAUGAAGGACAAUGCCAGAGCUCUCACCACAGUCAAUCUGAGGGACAACAUCAAAAUGUCCAACAUGAUCAGUCCCAGAGACAAGAUAAGGACUCUGAAAGACAUGAUACAGAUCCUCACUAUGGUCAGUCAGAGACAUUCCAUAGGGACUCCCACUAUGGUCAUUCUGAGAGACAAGACACAGACUAUAGCUCAGAUCAGUCUGAGUCAGACAAUCAAUCUUCUAGCUCUAGUCAAAGACUGGGUUAUAAAUCUAGUCAUGACAGGCCCAAAGGUCAAGGGCAUAUCUUUGCCUUAAAACAGUCUGAGAACCCUGAGCAGGCUUCUCAUUAUGGCCAGUCUAAAACAUUUGGACAACAAAGCAGCCAUGGCCAGUCUGGAAGAUUCCGAAAAGAUUCUCAUUCUAGUCAAACCAGUCAACAAGAAUUGGAUUCUUAUGAACAAUAUGGAACUCAGCAUCAGAAAUCAGGCCACAAUCAGACACAGAGACAAGACCAGAAUUCUCAGUAUGGCCAUACAAACAAAAAAGGACAGAGUUCAUACCAUGAGGAGACACACGGACAAGGCCAGAGUUUCCAUUAUGGCCAAAAAGGCAAACAAAGCCAGGGUUUCCAACAUGGUCAGAAAGACAAACAAGACCAGAGUCCUCACCAGGGUCAGAAAGGCAGACAAGACCAGAGUCCUCACCAGGGUCAGAAAGGCAAACAAGACAGAAGUCCUCACCAGGGUCAGAAAGGAAGACAAGACCAGAGUCCUCACCAGAGUCAAAAAGGCAGACAAGACCACAGUCCUCACCAGGGUCAGACAGGCAAACAAGGCCAAAGUUAUCACCAGGGUCAGAUAGAGGGUGAAGACCAGAGUUCACAUUGGCAUCAGUCAGAUAGACAAGGCCAGAGUUUUCAUUAUGGUCAGACAGGUGGACAAGUCCAGAGUUCUCACCAGGGACAGACAGACAGUCAAGGCCAGAGUUCACAAUGGCAUCAGUCAGACAGACAAGGCCAGAGUUUUCAUUAUGGCCAGACAGGCAGAGAAGGCCAGAGUCCUCACCAGGGUCAGAGAGGCAGACAAGACCAGAGUCCUCACCAGGGUCAGAAAGGCAGACAAGACCAGAGUCCUCACCAGGGUCAGAAAGGCAGACAAGACAGGAGUCCUCACCAGGGUCAGAAAAGCAGACAAGACAGAAGUCCUCACCAGGGUCAGAGAGGCAGACAAGACCAGAGUCCUCACCAGGGUCAGAAAGGCAGACAAGACAGGAGUCCUCACCAGGGUCAGAAAAGCAGACAAGACAGAAGUCCUCACCAGGGUCAGAAAGGCAGACAAGACCAGAGUCCUCACCAGGGUCAGAAAAGCAGACAAGACAGAAGUCCUCACCAGGGUCAGAGAGGCAGACAAGACCAGAGUCCUCACCAGGGUCAGAAAGGCAGACAAGACAGAAGUCCUCACCAGGGUCAGAAAGGCAGACAAGACAGAAGUCCUCACCAGGGUCAGAGAGGCAGACAAGACCAGAGUCCUCACCAGGGUCAGAAAGGCAGACAAGACAGAAGUCCUCACCAGGGUCAGAAAGGCAGACAAGACCAGAGUCCUCACCAGGGUCAGAAAGGCAGACAAGACCAGAGUCCUCACCAGGGUCAGAAAGGCAGACAAGACAGAAGUCCUCACCAGGGUCAGAAAAGCAGACAAGACCAGAGUCCUCACCAGGGUCAGAAAGGCAGACAAGAUCACAAUUCUCACCAGGGUCAGAAAGAGGGACAAAGCCAGAGUUCACAUUGGCAUCGGACAGACAGACGUGGCCAGAGUUUCCAAUAUGGUCAGACAGGUGGACAAGGCCAGAGUUCAUACCAGGGUCAAACAGGCAGUCAAGGCCAGAGUCCUCACCAGGGCCAGACAGAGAGUCAAAGCCAGAGUUCACACUGGCAUCAGUCAGACAGACAAGGCCAGCGUUUUUAUUAUGGCCAGACAGGUGGAGAAGGCCAGAGUUCUCACCAGGGACAGACAGACAGUCAAGGCCAGAGUUCACACUGGCAUCAGUCAGACAGACAAGGCCAGAGUUUUCAUUAUGGUCAGUCAGAGAUUGGAAAUCAAGGGCAAAACAGGCACUUUCAAGGGACUGAUAGAACAAGAAGAGACUCCUAUGUUGAACAUUCUGGAAGGUCAGGAAAACUAAGUCAACAGAAUUCAAGAGAAGAAGUAAAUCAAACCCAGAGACAGAGAUCCCAGGAUAGAAGGGAGCAGCAAACCCAGCAGCAGGCAUGGAAGCCUAGAGAGGAUAAUGAACACAAAUUCUUAGCUCAGGUACAGCAAGAGCCGUACUCUCAUGAGGAGUGUGAUUGGCAAUCACAGAGCAGCGAGCAGGACCACUGGGAAGAGGAAGAGCAUCAAGACUGGGAUAGACACAGUGUUGAGGAUCAGGAAAGUCUGUAUGAGAUGCAGAACUGGCAAACUCAUGAAGAGGAACAAAGCCAUCAAACAAGUGAUAGGCAAACCCACGUAGAUGAGCAGAACCAGCAAAGACAACACAGGCAAACUCACGAAGAAAAUUAUGAUCAUCAACAUGGUAGACAUCAUGAAGAUGAGCAAAGUCACAGGAGACAAGACCAUCAUCGACAAUGGGAUAGACAAACCCAUGAAGAAAAUGAGAAGUAUCAAGGAGGCCAAGACCAAUCCAGAAGCUUCGCCAACAGAGAAAAAUUCCACACGAGUGAAGAUGAGCAGUGUGGAGAGCCCCAGGGAAGACAUUUUCAUCCAACUCAUGGCGGUGGAAGAUCCCAAAGAGAAAAAUCUGGAAACCACCCUACCAAACCAGCCAACUCCUCCAGCCCUUUCUAUGCCUAUGUACAAGAACAGGCAGCAUAUCAAUACUAGGCUGUGUGAGCAUCAGGGCUAAGGUAGUUUGAAACUAAAGAAGAAACCUACAUGCCAAUUCAGCUUUGCUUCUGUUUAAAUGGGUGAAAUUAUAUGUAACGCUUCUUUUUUUCGUCUGUCUACAAGAAUGUUUUUGAAGACUUGUACUCAUUUUUCUGAAAUUUCAGUUCCUUGAUUCGCAAUUGCACAGCUAAUUGGUUGGGUGGAGUAAAUUAGAUGAACUUAUCAAUCUUCAUUUUGAUCACUUUGUGGAUUUAAAUCAUUGCUAGUUUAUUUUUAGUUUAGGUGAUACCUGGUUGAAUCACUGAAUGGCAGAGCACUCUCCCUGAAAUUCAGAAACAGGAAAAAGUACACUGAAAACUUAUACUAUAUUUGAAGAAAGGAAUUUUGGACUUUGGUGAGCUUUGGUUCUUGUUGGUAUAAUAUCAGGAACCACAAGCUUCAUGGCCUAGACUUGGAUGAAACAGUGUGAGACCUCUAAGGGAGCUAGAGAUCAUGAAGACAUUCUCUGAUUUUAGCAUCUCUGAUGCCUAGGCUCCUAUUCUUCCAUUGAAGGAUCAUGAGAAUUGACCAGGCCUAUCAAAUCAUCACACAGAAAGAAAAUAUAUAUAAUCUGUUUGAAGAUCCCUGGUAGCCCAAGCUAUCAAUUCUGAAAACCUUUCCAAUAAAGACCAUGUGUAGAACAUGAAAUUAUAUUAAAAUACUCAAUAAAUGAUUGGUGA
This is a messenger RNA of Arvicanthis niloticus (Nile rat), 3935 nucleotides long. It is a transcript of the gene Rptn, whose product is annotated as repetin. NCBI's taxonomy places the organism in Eukaryota, Metazoa, Chordata, Mammalia, Rodentia, Muridae. Gene Ontology annotation, cellular component: cornified envelope. Gene Ontology annotation, molecular function: calcium ion binding; transition metal ion binding. The record is from RefSeq and is a predicted model, not a curated record.